CCUAUGCAUUUUCAGAAGAAGGAAUAUUUUCCCGCCGUCUCUGAUGCGACUAGAAUAGCCACUGCCCAGGAGUAUUUUGAAAAGCACCUAGAUCCAGUCGGCCAAGGCGACACGAUUAUUAUCGCUAUCUGCAUCGUCAUGUUUGUCAUCACCGGAAUCCUCAUGGCAUACUGCUGGCUGCACGCACACUACCGGCCUAUUCGCGCGAAGAACCUGCCUCUGAACACAAUCAUGCUCUUUGUUGCUCAGGUGACCUCAUUGUGGAGGGUGAGACGGAUUCCGUCGGGCUUCAGCGAAAUCCGCGAGUUUUACGUUAUCUUCAGCUGUGGGUUCUGCUACGUGAUGCAGUCAAUUGUCCUCGGAGGUAUCAUUCGCACAUACAACCUCGGGUUCAGUACGCGUACGGUGGUGACUCUAUUCAAUGCAUACAUGUCGAUGGGCGUCAUCUGGAUUAGUCUCUAUCAGCCUGUCUUUAACCACAUAUUCCAUCGUGAGGAGUAUCUGCGAAAGUGGACGAGAAACCUUGCCAACAACGAUUUGUUCCUCUUCUACGGUAUUAGCGACGCUUCGGAAGACUCCUACCAUGAGCCAAAUGACUUCCAGCAGGCAAUUGAAAACCUGCGUGUCCAGAACCGGACAAUGGUGGCAUUUACAGAUGACCUGUGGUCGCACCCGGCAGUCCUACUGGAUGACUUGGAGCAAGAGUCCAUGCGCCGGAUUCUCUGAGACAAUAUUUAUUAUU
Molecule: messenger RNA, 742 nt
Organism: Linderina pennispora
Lineage: Eukaryota; Fungi; Kickxellomycota; Kickxellomycetes; Kickxellales; Kickxellaceae
Exons: 3
Coding region: 4-726 (240 amino acids)
Source: RefSeq, a predicted model, not a curated record